Messenger RNA from Megalobrama amblycephala (Wuchang bream), 1210 nucleotides. RefSeq names its product phytanoyl-CoA dioxygenase domain containing 1 (gene phyhd1). Bases 111 to 986 code for a protein of 291 amino acids. The transcript is spliced from 11 exons. NCBI's taxonomy places the organism in Eukaryota, Metazoa, Chordata, Actinopteri, Cypriniformes, Xenocyprididae. The record is from RefSeq and is a predicted model, not a curated record.
UGACAUGGUGCAACCACGUGGUUCCUUAGAGAGAGAGAGAGAGAGAGAGAGAGAGAGAGAGAGAGAGAGAUUUGGAUGAGACAGCCUUCAUUUUAGCCUUCUUCCUCAGCAUGGAUGUUUUGACAGAACAAGACGUGCAAAAGUACCAGGAUGAAGGCUAUCUGGUGCUGGACGGGCUUUUGACCCCAGAGGAAUGUGAUGCUUUACGGGAACGAAUGAGUGAGAUUAUUGACCGGAUGGAUGUUCCUGAACACUGCAGGAUACAGUUCUCCACUGACCACGACGAGCAGCUGAAAACACAGGGAAAUGCAGACUAUUUCAUCACAAGCGGAGACAAGAUCCGUUUCUUCUUUGAGAAAGGCGUGUUUGAUGAUAAAGGAGAGUUCAUUGUGCCAAGAGAACAUUCCUUGAAUAAAAUCGGCCAUGCUCUCCAUGCGUAUGAGCCGCUGUUUAAAGCAGUCACCCACUCACCAAAAGUUCAAAACCUGGGUAAGAAACUCGGCCUGAUAAAUCCAGUUAUUCUGCAGAGUAUGUACAUCUUUAAGCAACCAGGGAUUGGUGGAGAAGUGACACCUCACCAGGAUGCCACCUUCCUUUACACGCAGCCUCUGGGAAGGGUGAUGGGCGUAUGGAUCGCUCUGGAAGACGCUACACUGGAGAACGGCUGCCUGUGGUUCAUACCGGGAUCACACAACGAUGGGAUUACCAGGCGAAUGGUGCGGACACCUAAAGGCACGUUUCCUCUGACUGAUUUCAUUGGCCGAGAGAAGAAUUAUGACGACAAGCUCUUCGUUCCCGCUCCUGUUAAAAAAGGUGGAGCAGUUCUGAUUCACGGGGAAGUGGUCCACCGCAGCGCUGCAAACACAUCUGACAACUCACGCCACGUUUACACUUUCCACAUUAUGGAGUCUCAAAACACCGUUUGGAGUCCUGAGAACUGGCUACAGCCAACAGAAGAGCUGCCCUUCCCUUCCCUCUACACCUAAACAACAUUCAACAUUAACACAGGCCUGAUGACACUUGUUACCGAUGACACUUGUUACCAAUGACACAGAAGACACUUGAGAUACCAGGACUGGACUUUUUAAAUCACAGGAUAACAAUAACCCCUUUAAAUAUGAAAUUUUGUAAAUGGACCAUAAAAUGUGAAUCAUUCUGUAUAUUUCACCUCCAGCCACAACAGUGUUAAUAAAAGGCUAGUUUUUGCUAA